AUGCAGGCAUGCAUUUGCCUUGAAGGCAAGCUUAAGAACCACAGAGAGAAAAGGUUGGUAGAUACACCAACAUCACGAAGGUUGGCCUGGCUCGAAAAUGGAAUCAAAGAUUUGCUAGAGAGGCAAAUGCAGGAGCAGAUAAUGGAAGAUAUUGCAAUAAUAGGAGGAUUGAUAGGAGUCCAAUUUGUCUACGCAGGGAACGCUGUGUUGAUGGGUUAUUCUAUGUCAUUGGGCUUCAGCUCUCUUACCAUUAUCGUUUUCACUUCCCUGGCUACGUUCCUUAUUCUCUUCCCCAUUGCCUUUUGUUUUGAAAGGAGUAAGUGGCCCAAGAAUUGUAGUCUCAAGUUGAUUAUGCAAAUAUCCUUUCUUUCGUUUGGAGGACUAGCCUUUCAGUAUACAUUCCUAAAAGGAAUCAAUCUAACUUCGCCAGCAAUGGGAACUGCAAUGCCAAACCUUGCCCCAGGUUUUAUCUUCAUCAUCGCAUGGACUUUUGGGUUAGAGAAAGUCAACUUACGCAAUAAGGUUAGUAAAGUAAAAAUUUUGGGAACAUUGCUGUGUGUCUUGGGCGCUCUCACAAUGAGCGUGAUGCAAAGCCUUUCUGCUCCUGCAACCAAGAAAGAUGCCACAGUUCAAUUAUCAAGGACACCGUCAGGUUUUACCUUUGACAUACACAAAAUAAUGGGUUGCGUCUAUCUCAUGGUCUCAGUGUUGAUUUUGUCAAGCAGCGUUGUCAUGCAGGCUUUUGCUCUUGGAAAUUUUCCUGCACCCAUGUCCUUGGGUGCAAUAACGUCCUUGUUUGGGGCGCUCAUCACUGCAUUUGUUCAGUUACUUGGAGAUCGCGAACCAAAACUUGGUUCGGCAUUGCUCAGUUAUGGAAACCUGAUUUGCUGUUCCGUGCUGGCAGGUGCAGUGAGUGGAAUGUGCCUGAGCUUCAACGGGUGGGCACUUAAGAAGAGAGGGCCAGUGUUUGUCUCCAUGUUUAACCCCAUUGGUACAGUCUGCUCUGUUAUUUUCUCGGUAGUUACAACAGGAGACACUAUUAAUAUUGGAAGCCUUGUAGGUAUGUUACUCAUGUUCACGGGACUCUACUCAGUUCUUUGGGCCAAAGGAAAAGAAGGGCACGCGGAUGGAGAUGGCUUAGAGAGUGAGUUUGAUGCAGAAAGGCCUCUCUUAUGUUAA
Messenger RNA from Abrus precatorius (Indian licorice), 1179 nucleotides. Its product is annotated as WAT1-related protein At5g47470-like. The transcript has 9 exons. Gene Ontology annotation, cellular component: plasma membrane. The record is from RefSeq and is a predicted model, not a curated record. Lineage: Eukaryota; Viridiplantae; Streptophyta; Magnoliopsida; Fabales; Fabaceae. The coding region runs from base 1 to 1179 and encodes 392 amino acids. Gene Ontology annotation, molecular function: transmembrane transporter activity.